AUGGGCGACAAAUACGACCGUCAGCUGCGUCUGUGGGGCGCUGAAGGCCAGCGACUUCUGGCCAAAACGCAUGUACUAGUUAUUGGAUCCUGUGCUACUGCUUCAGAAGCUCUUAAGAAUCUAGUACUACCCGGUGUUGGUCAAUUUUUGAUCUUAGACGAUGCCAAUGUAUCUCUCGCCGACGUAACAAAUAAUUUUUUCGUGGCUGCAGAUACCGUGGGUCAUUCUAGAUCUAAAACAGUGGCAAAUUUGCUACUUGAGAUGAAUACAGAUGUGAAAGGUGAGAGCCGACAUGCCAACGUAGAGCAGGUGCUACAAGACGAACCGCAGUUUUUGGACCAGUUUGACCUGGUUUUAGCUACGCAACUUGAUGAGAUAGUUACGGUCAAAUUGGCUCAACUUUGUCUCUCGAAACAAAUUCCUCUUAUUUUGGUGACCUCGUACGGCUUUCUAGGCUCUCUGAGACUGCAGGUGGUUCGACAUGUUAUCACAGACGCCAAACUUGACCCACCACGACAUGACUUAAGGCUCUCGAAGCCUUUUCCAGAGCUUGAGAAAUUUGCUAGCUCGGUUGACUUAGAUUCAUUAUCGACUAUCGAACAUGCGCAUGUACCAUUUGUCGUGCUUUUGUUACAAGCCAUGAGAAAGUGGAAGGAGACCCAUCAUGGGUCGUUUCCAAUCACGUUUGCAGAAAAAGAGGCCUUUAAGAAGAAUUUGCAGGCAAUGGCAUGGGGCCCACAUGGUCAUGAAGUAAAUUUUCUGGAAGCAGCUGAAAACGCUUACAUGGCUUACAUGCCUUCAAAAGUGUCUGACGAAGUCCUUUGGGUGUUAAAAGCAGCACCGUCUCACACAAUUUCGAUACAGUCUCUGGAUAAGUCGAGAGAUAUUAAGGAAUUCUGGCUACUAGCGCAUGCACUGGCAGAUUUUAUUGAGCAAAACGACAAUCUUUUGCCGAUCACUGGUGUUUUGCCUGAUAUGACUGCAAUGACGGAUGUUUAUGUGGCUUUGCAAGAAAUUUACAUGAAUAAAGCAAAGGAAGAUGCACAAAAAGUGCAUCUGAUUCUUCGCAAGCGAUUGCAGAACUUGCAGCUGGCUGAUGAUAGCAUUUCAAUUGAAAAAGUUAUGACUUUUUGUAAACGCGCUCCGAGUAUUGGCAUGCUUGAGACUCGUUCUGUCAUGCAAGAGUACGAGCUCGUGGACUUGUCCAGUGUGGAUUUACAGGAGGAAGACAAGGAGCAGUCCCCUUUGAUAUGGUAUUUCAUGCUUCGUGCAGUGUCAGCGUUUGCGUCCGAGUUUCACCGGUGCCCUGGCUCAGAAGAUAGUACUGCUGUUCAAGACGGCACGUGGCUUGUGUCAAAGGCUAAGCAAUUGGCUACUGGCAGUGCUGUGACCGACUGGAUUACUGACAAUCACGUACUAGAGAUGACCCGUUCCAGCGAAGUAGAGCUGCACAAUAUUGCCGCUUUGAUGGGCGGGAUGGCUGCGCAGGAGGCGAUUAAGAUUAUCACACAUCAAUUUGAGCCGUUAAACCACACUUACAUCUUUAAUGGUAUCUCAGGCGCGGCUGCAACUUAUCAACUCUGA
Plasmopara halstedii is the source of this 1584-nucleotide messenger RNA. RefSeq names its product sumo-activating enzyme. Gene Ontology annotation, cellular component: cytoplasm. Gene Ontology annotation, molecular function: NEDD8 activating enzyme activity. Bases 1 to 1584 code for a protein of 527 amino acids. Gene Ontology annotation, biological process: protein neddylation. The transcript has a single exon. The record is from RefSeq and is a predicted model, not a curated record. Lineage: Eukaryota; Oomycota; Peronosporomycetes; Peronosporales; Peronosporaceae.